Messenger RNA from Hypoxylon fragiforme, 1966 nucleotides. RefSeq lists its product as uncharacterized. The coding region runs from base 235 to 1395 and encodes 386 amino acids. The record is from RefSeq and is a predicted model, not a curated record. The transcript has 2 exons. NCBI's taxonomy places the organism in Eukaryota, Fungi, Ascomycota, Sordariomycetes, Xylariales, Hypoxylaceae.
AAAACCUGACUAGUAGAAUCAAGAAGACCAGUUUUGUCUGGUAUUUCUACGCUUGAAAAGAGAACUGGGUUCGAAUUCACUCCACAACAACAUUGAAACUAUCCAGACGGUCUCCACAGUAUCCGAGUUACCUAUUACGGUAACUUACACCAAUUUCUUGGCUCAGCCGCCAGCAACGUUCAACUUCCCAGCAUAGUAUUUACUUAGUUGGUAGUAGGUACUUAAUCGACCAAGAUGCUCACUCAUGGCUCACCCGCGGCACUCCUGCCAUCCACCCUUCUCCCCAUCCUCCUUCUCUUCUCAGGAUCUUCCCUCGCCGUGAACUCGGCACUGCCGGACCGAUCCCCAUGCAUCCACCUAAGCGCUGUCAAGCUCUCCGAGGGGGCCGCUUGUGGUGACAAAGGUUCCCUUGAAUACUGCUUCCUCAACGCACCGCGGUACCUUGAGACCAGCGAUCUCGAGCGAUGCUUCCGAAACGCUGGCUGCACUACGCCAGAGGCUGGCAUCGAGGCCCGCUUCAUCCUGAAUAAGUGUGACAACGAGAAGUCUAUCGCAGAGCUUAGACGGCGUGCGCCUGAGCCUUUCCCAGAACCCCAAGAUGCCACCACUACGGCCGCAACCACCACCGCGGCAACCACUGCGGCGACAACCACCGCCGAGACAACUACCGCCGAGACUACCACCGCCGAAACCACAACUGCCGCGGCCACCACCACUGCUGCAACAACCACCGCCGCAAGCACUACUGCCACAAGCACAACCGGCACCAGCACCGCCACAAGUACCACAGGCACCACCACCGGCAGCAGCUCGAAGUCCAGCCUGCAAUGCAGCACGACCUCCUCCAUCACGACCUCCUCCUGCCCGGUCCAAUCCACUGGCACCGCCUCGGGCGUAACCCUCUCGUGCUUCGAGACCGUCGUGCCCACCUUAGUCUGCGCGGACGAGAACAUCUGCUCCGAGGACGACAAUGGCAACGCCGUGUGCAUGGUGCGGCGCGACACCCUCGACACCAUCGAGAUCGUCGUUACCGUCUUCCUCGGCGUCUGCCUUGCCCUCGGCAUCGCCGUCUUCAUCUACUUCUGCUGCCGCGACAAGCGCGCCAUCCGCAAGCGCCAGGCCAAGAUCGAGGCCGCGAAUAUCGCCAAGACAGCCGCCGCCGCCGCUGCUGCGCCUGCGGUUAAGAGGGAUGUUGCUGUUACGCAUCCGCAGAGUGGGGGCCAGGCGGCUUAUUAUCAGGGUGAUAUCCACAGGAGCGAGAGCAAUAGCAGUACCCUGGCUGGAGCGGCAAAUGAGCCCGUCUCGUAUAGCCAGUACCCCCAGCAGGGCGCAGCGGCAGGCGGGCACGCGGGGUACGGCAGUAAUAACCCGUUCUCUGAUGGACAGAGGUUUUAAGUCUACCUAGGUUAGGUCUCUAGGUAUACAAAGAAGUUGAAGAAGGGGGGGUAAUGCGCGAUGAAAUCGGUGGAACGGAACGAAUGAAUUCGAUGUCUGACAUUCUUACGCGAUAUUAGGGUUAUUACACUGUCUAAGGAAUGAAGGAAGGAAAGGAGAGAGGGAGAAUGAAUCUCAGGGAUAGGUACCUAUCUAUCUAAUUGCAUGGCAUUGGGGGUCUACGUUGCUGCGAGGAAAGGGAUCUGAUUAUACCCCCUACAUAAGAUGAGCUAGCUAGAGCUCCACGUCUUUAUUACGAUGGAUGUGUUGAGUUAAUAUCCAUGAAAUGAUACAAUGAAAAAGCUGCUUUGAAGCACUUGGGAUGGCCCACCUCUAACCUCUAGGGCUGACUAUGCAUUUCUAGUAGGUGUGGAUGACUAUGCUCUUAGGUAUUGCUUGAGAACCUGAAGGACUAGGAAAAUGAACAGGCAAGGAUAGUGACAAUAGGAGGGAUAGCUAGCUGGCUUGCUCGUCUAUUUGGCAAAGGUGCCUUGUGUACCUAAUCAAUGCUAAUUAAUAUACCUAUGGCACG